AAACAGACGGGCUUGUCGUUGAGAUGCUCACAUCUCUCCAUAUCUUUUGUUCAACCCCCUAAUCAGGAGUACCUAGACGUGCUGAGUCUUGGUCAGCAGCAACCGGAAAAUCGCCCAAGCGCUAUCGGCCCAUCGCAAUGACUUUCAGGGGCUUCUCUUCAAACCGGGGUGCCACGGGUCGUCAGCAGACUCAGCACGCCUUCAAUUUCAACCAACCCCUGUCCUCCGUCUCGACUCUUACCGCAGACGGGCUCUGCCGCGACUGCGCCGCUCUGGACCUCGAAACCGCCUUCGCCAGAGGGCACGAGCUCUACGAAGAUGCCCGUCGCGGGUUCAACACCCGCAGGCUCGCCUCCUGCCGCUCCGCCAACGGCACCAUCUACCUUCGCGAUUUCUACUUCGUCACGUCACUCGGCAGACGACUCGCCGAAAACCGCGGCUGCAAGCUCUGCGACUUUUUCAAGCACCACGUCGACGACCCGGGCCACCAUGGGAAGACGUUCAAAGCGCUGGUGGUCUGCAGCAGCGAGGCCUCCCUGUUCCGGGCGCCGAGGCGGAACGCCCGGGGGCGGCUGGAGAAGCGGCGGGACUGGGAUGAAAUGGAGUACAACGUGUUCCUGACGGUCGUGCCCGAAGUGGACGGCAUUCCCAGGACCGGGGUCCCGCUGCGGUGGCUGGAGACCGAGGUGCCGCGGAAGGGGGCCAUCUACCGUGCCACGGAAGAGGUGGCGGACGAAGACGGCAAGAGGCUCGUCCUCCCCGGUGUCCUCGGGCCCAAGGCAGACUUUGUCAAGUUCGGCUACUGGCGGUACAACUGCGAGGAGUCGCACGGGCCUCUGUGCACGCCCAGGAAGCCGCCGAACCAGACGGUCACUGGGUUCAAGGUCAUCAACUGCAGCAAAAGGCCCUUUUCCGUGGAGAGGGUCUCGUGGAGGGAGAAGUACGUUGCGUUGAGCUACGUGUGGGGUGACUACCCAGACACAGACAGGUGGCCACAGACCAUCAGAGAUGCCGUCGCCUUUACGAUCUACAUGAGGGAGAAGUAUCUGUGGGUUGACAAGUUGUGCAUCGAUCAGUCCAACGCGGAGGAGAAGAAGUACAUGUGCUCCAAGAUGGAUGCCAUCUACGAGGGCGCCGAAUUCACCAUCGUCAACGCCGCCGGGGACGCCCGAACGGGAUUGCCCGGUGUGACGAAGGUCCCUCGUACACCGCAGCACAAAGUCGAGCUCAAUGCGUCGUCCGCUCGAGUGAAUUUAUCCGGAAGAGGGCCGACGACCUCGACCUCGUCCUCCCGGCCCGGAAACUCGGAUGACGUCUAUCGAGACCUCCUGAACGUCCCAGGGGCAGAAUACGACGCAGAAACCCAAGGCCACAGCUUGUGGCUUGACAACUAUCGCCACGGCCUCAACAACAACAUGGAAUUGCCGCUCGACGAGAUGCUGAGCCUGGCGCAAGGACCCGAUCGGGCAGCCAAGUACGGCAUUCCGGCCGAGCACGUUGAUUUCUACGAAGACUCGGCGGAGCACUUCGGCCUCCCGUUCGACGAGUUUAUGGAAACGCAGAAAGAACUAGCUCGACGCAUCGGUAUCACUCUCCCCGAGCUGGUCCCGUAUCUGCAGCGCGAUCUUGCGAGGAAGGCAGGCAUUCCUGAUAGCGAGCCGCUACGUAUGCCCACGGCGGCAGAUGACACGGUCGUCAGCCACAACAGGCCAAAGAAGCCACUACCACCAGGGAAGACACCCGGGAAAAUCACCCUCGUCUCGACGAUGCAGGAUCCUCGCGUCACGAUCCGUAAAUCGAGGUGGGCAACGCGUGGCUGGACGUAUCAGGAAGGCGUCCUUUCUCGGCGGUGUCUGGUGGUGACCCCGGAGCAGGUGUACUGGGAAUGCCGAGGAAUGGCGGUGCAUGAAUCCAUCAAGCUCCCGCUCCCGACACUCCAUACGCCGGUCUGGCCAAUGGGGGUCUGGUGUUUCGCGGAUUACAUGCUUUCGGGCGUCUUCCGCGGCGACAUGCACCGAACCCCUGAGCUCCAGUACGGUUUUCAGGGGAAGGAGGGGGACGAUGAUGACGGUGCCGCAGCCACUGACGCGGGAGGUCGGGUCAAGUCGCUCGACGGCCAUAUUAGGGCGUACACGGCGCGGGAGCUCAAGUGGGAAAGCGACUCGCUGAAUGCGUUCCUUGGUAUCUCGAAUCGGUACUCCUCCGAGACCGACCGGGGGCUCUCGUUGAUUCUCGGCAUCCCCGUCUGGACCGGGGCGUUUGCUGACGGGCGACCUGGCCUGCAGCACAGCUUUGCCAUGUCAGUCUCGGUCUGGUUUCACGUUGGGGAACCGACGGAGCCCGGGUCGGAGCUUUAUUAUGCCACCUGCCCGCGACGGGCAGACUUCCCGUCGUGGAGUUGGAUUGGUUGGGCUGGUCGGGUCGACUUUAACGGCGACAAUACGGACAACAGUCCCAGAAACAAAGAGGAAAACAACAAUCCCACAUGCACUUCUCGUGCUGAUAACGAUGGCUAUGAUGACGAGGAGGAUGAAAGGAACAUGGCGGAUGAUGCGCACAUUGACUUCUUCAAGGCGAUGACGUCCAGCGACUGGGCCCGGAGCGUCGACCGCCUCUACUCGGCCAGCAUGGUCCUCCACACAGAAGACGGCGCCUACUCGACCCUUUUGUCCGGCUCGGUCUCACUCAGGGACUUCCCUAUCGAUGCGGACAAGAAGUGGCUUCUGACGAUCAAGAAGCCGUUCGUGCUAGGACACUUGCGCACGGUGCCGUCGAGAAACAGGUGGGAAUGGGGACGUCUCAUGGAAAAGGAGGUGGAGGUGCGCAUGUCGGUACCAUGCUCGGAGCGGGAGCUCAAAGAAGGUCACGCGAGCGGGGAGAUGCUGUCGGUAUUGCUGUUCGCGGGAACGGUACCGUUUGUUUGGGAUGUGAAGGCGAGAUUCUUGGUUCUAAGGAGAGUUGGGGCGAACUCCGACUCGGGUGCGAAGGGGGAAGAACGUUGGGAAAGGCUUGGAAGGCUGGUGCUGACGAUGGAGGAAUGGAUGAUGGGGGAAUACACGGAUGCCCAGGCUAUGGUUAAGGAUUUGCCGGUUCGAGAUUAUGGGCGGGAUCUGACAUUGGUCUGAUCGACGCGUAUCGUAUUCUUCAUAUAGUUUCUAGGGUCGUUUGGUGGACGUCGGGGCAGACAGAUGGCUUUACUAUCAUGAUGUGGUGUCAGGGGCU
Molecule: messenger RNA, 3222 nt
Organism: Sodiomyces alkalinus F11
Lineage: Eukaryota; Fungi; Ascomycota; Sordariomycetes; Glomerellales; Plectosphaerellaceae
Product: HET-domain-containing protein
Exons: 1
Coding region: 138-3125 (995 amino acids)
Source: RefSeq, a predicted model, not a curated record